This is a messenger RNA of Penicillium cataractarum, 951 nucleotides long. RefSeq lists its product as uncharacterized. The transcript is spliced from 3 exons. The record is from RefSeq and is a predicted model, not a curated record. NCBI's taxonomy places the organism in Eukaryota, Fungi, Ascomycota, Eurotiomycetes, Eurotiales, Aspergillaceae. Bases 1 to 951 code for a protein of 316 amino acids.
AUGGUUGGUGGUCCUCGAACUGUCGCGAUUCCUGAUACAUACGUCACUUCACUCGAUAGCCCUAUCCGUGUUUCCAACUUCCCGGACUUGGCAUGUGGAGUUACGUCUGUCCAGGUUGUAACGCUGAACCGACCCGACAAACUGAAUGCGAUUACAAGAGGCAUGAUUGAUUCUCUUAUUGCCUUCUUUUCGACUGUCGAUGUGGAUGACCGAGUCAAGGCCGUAAUCUUAACAGGCGCAGGCAGAGUAUUUAGUGCCGGAAUUGACCUGACUGGAGACUUUAGCCAGGAGAAAGACAAAUUGCGGCCCACUGAGAUGCGCGAUCCAGGAGGCACACUGGCACUUUCGAUGUUCAAUUGUAGCAAGCCCAUUAUAGUGGCGUACAAUGGCCUCUCUGUAGGGAUCGGCAUGAAAUCAACUCUAGCGGCGACUAUUCGUAUCGCGCCGCGUAAUUCAGAAUUCGGAUUCCCUUUUUCAAGGAUUGGCCUUACAAUGGAGUCGUCUAGCUCUUUUUUCCUCCCGCGUAUGGUUGGAUAUAGCAAUGCUACAUAUUUGUUAGCAACAGGAAAACGAUAUCCCGCACAUUCACCUAUCCUCCACGGCAUCUUUGCAGAGCUUCUUCCCGAACCUAAGGACGUUCUUCCCCGCGCCCUUGAACUUGCACAGGACAUUAUCUCGAACGUCAGUACCAUGGCAAUUCACCUGAACCGGCAACUCAUUUGGCGGAACCCUGGUUCCGCAGAAGGCGCACACUUGGUCGAUAGCCCUCUGUUAUACGACAUGUUUGGCGGAAGGGAUCAUCUUGAAUUCAAGAAAUCUUUCUUUGAGAAGCGUCAACCAGAAUUUACAGAUACAUUAUCAAGGAAUGCGCCUCGUACAUACCCUUGGUGGAGCGAAUUAUCUGUGGAGACUAGGCCAACUGCUCAAAUGGCCCCAAGGGGAAAACUGUAA